CGACACUUCGACUCAAUGCGAAGAGAAGAAAAGAAUCGCGAAGUCGGCUUGGAAUUGCGUUUACGUAGUGAAGUGUUUUUUUCUAAAUUCCUUUACAUAUCUACUAAGUAUGGUAUAAAUAAAAUUUCAAAAUGGAUAUCAAAGUUUCCAUUCCGGAGCAACCGGAUCUUUUAUUCUUUGAUACCUUCUCUCACGAUACCAGCGAGGAGUUGAAUUUGGACUUGGUGCAGUUUCCGAAGUCAGUUUAUGUGCGAGAAAUUCGUAUAAUACCGUUAGGUGCGCGGGUCGAAGGGGAUUUUCCGGGCGGGGUGCGGCUAGGCGCUACUAAUCCGACGAAAUUCCACAUAGAUUUUUUCGUGAAUGAUCUGAGCAAGCCUGGAGCAUCUACCUUUGAAGCUUUGGGAAGCUUAGACUACUGCCAGAAUGGACAGAUACAUAUGGAAUGUGGAUCUGGUUUGGACCAGCCAAGGAUUCCAACUGACGGUCUAGUUCUUAGAGGAUGGUACACAACAAUCACUUUGGCAGUUUAUGGGAACCUCACCCAAGUCGUCCCAGAUACACCAAUAGGGGCUAACCCCCCUCCAACCGUCCAGCGGCCUACUAUCACCCGGGAAGUUGUCCCAGUGGCCCCCGCCAGUGUGCCGCCACCACAGGGUGACUGGAACCAAGAGGCUCUAAACCCCAUACCUUCCUACACCGGCAAUGUUGCUGCUAGCAACCCUGAUGCCUAUGGAGGCAAUAACUACCCUCCAGAAAACUAUGAAAAUCAAAUAUACAGGAAUGAGUAUUACGAAAAUGAACCUCCUAAAGAUCCGAGGGCCUAUCAUCACGUCGAAAUGGAAUGGGAUAAAGAGAGAAGGGAAAUCAGCUGCGAAAGAGAUGCAUUGAGACACAGCCCUAGGUCUCUUGAACAUGAUAGAGAUAGAAGAGAUGUGAAGUGCAGAAGGCGAUCGUUAGAAAGAGGGCGGAGUCGUGAACUAUCUAGACAUCGAAGUAGAGAUUUGGAGCGCAUUGAUAGGCUUCACUCGAGGUCCAGAAGUCGCGAUAGAGAUUAUGUGGUCAAGGGAGAAUAUAGGCCUUUGAGCCGUUCGAGGUCCAGAAGCAUUGACAGGGACAGGUUGAGAGGCUCAGCUGAUAGGGACUGGGAUCGUGGCUCAUAUAAAAAGGAUGACUACCGCAGGCAUCGCGAUACGUCUUAUGACCGCUCGCGUGGAGGAUCUUACGAAAAAGAUUCCGGUUCAUAUGAACGUCGUUCUCCUUACGACAAACGGGCACCAUCCUAUGAUCGUCAAAUGUCUUACGAGAAACGUGCUCCGUCUUACGAGAAGAGAUUGUCUCCUUAUGACAAACGAGGGUCGUCCUACGAACGCCGCGCUCCGUCUUAUGAGAAGCAGGCUCCUUAUGACCGCAAGAGGCACUCCCCUUACAGUCGCAUGAGGGGAUCCAGCUACGGCAGCAGAUCUCCUAGUCGUGACGACCCACGGAAGAGGCCUAGGACUCCACCUGGGGAAAUCAGUCGUAGACCAUUAAGUCCGAGAGAAGGCGAUGCCAGCCCCAUUAAUUCCAUAAGAUCAGAAGAAACUGGUGAUUUCGACCGCAGCAGUAAACAAAUACCUAGAGUGGAAUUCUACCACCAGAGUUAUCGUCACAAAAGCUCAAUUCGUAGUCCCUCGCAGGAGGUUGAAGCCCCUCCUUACGUUGAUCAGAAACAUUCCAGUCUUGUCACUGUCCAAAUUGUCGAUAAUCCACCAGCUCCUAAAGCUGUAGCGUCUCCAACCAGAUGUCCAGAAGAAGAAGUAUCAAUGGACGCGGAACAAUUUGAACCUAUACUCUCAGAUGAAGAUAUUUGUGACGAUUUGGAAAGUCCAUAUAUGGAUGUGGAUUAUGAUGUCAAUGAAUACUGUGGCGUUGACGACAUCAUCAAGUAUUACAACCCCUUUAAAGCUGACUGGAAGAGAUACGAGUAUGUGAAUAAAAUUCAGUCUCUGGCCACAACAAAAAUUGAUGGAGCGAAAGAUGUAAUGAGUGCAACUUUUGAUGAAUUAUGUGACGCUAGCCCUGAUCUAUUUAAAAUUUGGGAUAUGGCCAAAACUGGAGAGAAAAGGGAUCAGAAAUUCCUUGCGAACACUUUCACUGACAUCGAAAAUCCGGCAAGGGAAGAAUGGGUGCAACAGUGCGAGCAGCUGUUUGCUUCGUUGACGAAUGUUUGUAAAGAUACAGAUAUCAUUAUUAGAAUUUUCCGUGACAAAGUCGAGGAUGAUCAGUUUGACGAUAUAUACAAUAUGCUCUUGACGUUCUGCGAGAUUGGGCUGAGUUUUGAUUGCGCGUUGGCACAGCAACUGCCGACUUAUAAGAUACGGCAUAUGAAAUGCGGGAUACGUCUUGCAGAAGCAUUGAUGAGUCACCGUCAUAACGGUCAAGUCAUGAAGGGCUUACUUAAAGCGGGGAUAGACAUGCCUAUGUUGCUCUUGGAAAUGUAUGCUAAAGAAUAUAUGGCAUUGAGCAUUAGACUCAUGAUUUUGAAAUCGCUCAACGCGUGUCUUUCUUCUAAAGAAUCUGUGGAGCAUUUCAUGAAAAACGCGCUCUAUCCCAAGUUCGAUAAAAAAGAAAAUGGAAUAGACAGAAAACCAAAAAAUGGAUACCAAGCCCUUAUAUCUAUAAUGCAGAGUGAUCCACUCGCCAGAAUCAAAUUUUCGAUUAGUGCUUUGAUAAAGAAACUAAAUAUUUACGAAUUGUUGUCUAAACUUCACGAUUUAGUCAUAAAUUUUAAUAAAACUGCUGCGGUAAAGGACAACCGAAAUGAAGAUGCAGAGCUAUCGGAAAGUGACACGCACUUUAUCGUUAAUUCUUUAGAGGAAAUUCUAUACAUGUAUAGAACUCAAUGCUUUCAUCUGUCGCAGCCUAAACGAUUCCUCCCUGUCUCAGCCCAGUUUGAGAUAAACAAAGAGUGCUCCAACAAGAUUUUACUCGAGUUCUUCAACAUCCAUCAUUUUUUGGAAGUCUGCCUCUACUUGCUGACUUGCCCUUCCACUUGCAACAACUUAGUUGUCAUCAGCCCUAUCCACGAUUUAAUUUACGAACUAGUCUACACAAAUAACGGGAUUAAUUUCCUUUACAAUAAUAUGGCAAUGAGUGAAUUGCUUUUCAAGACUUUAACACAGCCGUAUGGUCAGCAAAAUAGCGAGGAAUUUUUAUAUCCUCACGAUUUGAGUAACUACAGUGAUUUGCAAAUUUUGGGAUUGGAAAUGGCGUAUAGGUUGAAAGCGUUGUAUUACAUUCAGUCUAUCUUUGACCUGCAAGUUGGGAAGGCUGACGACAACGAAUUGAUUGAUAGGCUUCAGUUGUUGUACUGCCUCAGUUUUGGAAAUAUCGGUAAAACAGCAGUACCCGAGAUCAUAGUGAUGGGAGCGAACGCUGAAUGUCUCAUGGAGGUUUUUGAGAGCGACCUUAAGAGUAAAAGCAAGAACGAAUCUCCUUCUAAACAGAAAUCCCCAGCUAAAGGCUACGCUAUAGAAUUGAUCGUUGCCGCAGUGCGAAAUUCUGCCAACGUGCCUUUCUUGAAGAAAUACGGUCCAAGGCUCCUUGCAGUUUCUAAAGAGCACGAUCGCUUUGAACCUAGCGUUUCGAGUGUAUUACAAGAAUUGAUACCCUAUCUUAAACCCAUUGAAAAACCGAGUGUUUUAUCAGGGGAAGAUAUGGCUGAAUGCGUAGAGAUUCUAAAGGCUAGUUCGGAACACGCGCCUGAUCUACCCGGCGAGCUAACGAGUUGCCUGAGAAUACUGAGACAUUUCUGCAUAUCCCACUACGAUUACAACAUGCCUAUCACGAGCGAAACGGCGACAGAGGAAUACGUUGAACUCAAAUAUAAAUACAAUGUUCUCCAAUUGUUUUCCCUCGAUGGAGUCGCCCAUCUGGCUGGUAUUUUAGACCGUAUAGCCACUCAGUUCGAGCAGCCAAGUAUGCAUACAUCUUUCUUCGCGUCCGCCAGAGGACUGCAAUUAGCACAGAUAAUUCUACCGUGUUUGAGAUUGUUGGACGAAAUGUUAGCAAGGGUAGUCCGAUGCCGUGGUCCGAGGUUCAGAGAUUUAACAGCAGCCCCAGUACUUUUAAAGACUUAUGGGAUAGUGAAAGCAUUUCCACUGGGUUCUGUCGGGUAUAGAACUGCGGCGAAAGCGGCCGAAGCCGCGGUCAGAGCGUUACUUGCGUACGCUCAGCCGAUAGCAGAUGACGCUAAUGACGGAGAUUCGAUUCGCCGGGGACCCUGGACGUCCUUGUGCUCAGAAGUUAUAUCUUACACCAUGACCGCUCCGUACACUUUCGUCCCCGGUCUGUUAGUCUUCUCAGAAUUAUUGCCAUUACCUUUGCCGAUGCAAACGAAAACUGCUCCAACUGAAAGGGAAUUAGCUGACGCGGCAAACGAGAGGCGGUUAUGGUCGGCCCAUCUCCACGCACUGUCAAACGAUUUAACUGAUAUGGUUCAGAUCAUAUGCAUGUCGACUUACAGGCCGGUGGUGCACAUGUUGAGAAGGGUUUGUGUCCAAAUAGCUGAUCUGGCGCCGAAUACGGCCGCAAUAGUGGCCAAAGCGGCCGUCGGCGCUGUGACCAAGGAAUUUAAAACAGGAGAACAGGCCACGGCGAGUGCCGCUAGAGUUUUAGGCUUUUUAGCUUGUUUGGUAUCCCACACUCCCGUGAAAUGUGCUGUGUUACACACUAUGAAUACGGGAGGCGCUAAAGCGUUGGAUGUGCAGAAUGCUAUAUGUGGGAUUUUAAGUCUAGUGAAUGGUUCCAACGAGCACGCGGCGGCGCAAGAAUUCGCUGCGCAUGCGCUGGCCGCUCUGUGCGACGUCGAGAUUACUCUAACUCCGCUGAAUUCUUCGCAGACGGAUCGGCUGUUAGCCAACUCAUUGCCGAACAAAGACGCUCUUGCGGCUUUCCUUGACGCCACCGCGGAUUGUUUAGAGUCUAACACGAAAACUUGUGCCGUAGCGUCGUCUAUAUUACGGGCGUAUUUUGUUCUGACUGAGCAUGAGUAUGGGUUUCAACAGUUCAAGAAAUUUAUUACGAAAAGGCGAGAAUCUCUUGGGAAAUAUUUCAAGUGGUGUCUGGAAGGCCAGGGGGAGGAGAAAGCUGAAUGCUUGAAUUUGUAUAUAGAUUUGAUCAGGAUUUUGAAGGUGGAAGAGGGAGAAGGUCCAGUAGGGAGGCGGUCCACGUUGGGUGUGAGCGAGAUGGCCGACAUGGUGGGCUACUCGGCGGCGGAGGAGAAUCACCCGAUUUUGACUUUAGAGAAGAUUUUGAAGGACCGUAACGCGGACGAGGACGCGGUCGCCAACGCGACCUUCCUGUCCUCCCAGCUGCAGAGCGGCCCCUCCCCCCCUUCCCCGUGCACGCCGCCCCCGUCCCCGCCGCCCGCGCCCCCGGCGCCCCCAGCGCCCCCGGCGCCCCCAGCGCCCCCCGCCGACACCCUGGUGCAGCAGUUCUCCGCCCGCACCAUGUACAGCGCGGGGGAGGCGAGCGACGAGAGGUUGUCGAGCAGUUAUUGGCUGAAUGUGCCCGCGGCUAGUGGAGAGGACGACGUCAGCGUUAGCGAACUGGUAUCUUGCGACAUAAUGGAGAUCGCGAACACGUACCUGUCGUCUGCGGGCGGCGGCGCGGAGGUGGUGGACGGUGCUGUGCGCAGGCUGGCCGGCUGUCUGCGGCCGCUGCAUGCGCUGCAGGACCGGCAGCGCCCUGUGUCGGCUCACCGCGGGCGCGGCGAGGCGGGCGCGGGCGACGCAUUUCGGUCGCGGCCGCCCAACACGUCGCGGCCGCCGUCGCUGCACGUGGACGACUUCACCGCGCUGCACCAGGUCUACCACCCGCAGCACCCGCAGCACCCGCAGCAUCCGCAGCACCCGCAGCACGCGCAGCCCGCGCACAACAGAGGCGCGCGUCGCGGCGGCGCGCUCCCGACGCCGGACCGCGGCCGCUUCGCGUCCGCCGCGCCUGUGCACCACCACUACAAGAACCUUCGAGGCCGCGGCGCGUGGGAGAUGGGUGGGCAGCACUUCGGACACUUCGGGCCCGGCUCGCAGUAUAUGAUGGGAGGUAUGGGAUGGGGCGGUGCGCGAAUGCAGCGAGGACCCAGACAUCGCUCCUUCAUGCGAUAAUGAGCCCUAUUACCAUCGUCUAAGGGCCAAGGAAGAUUUUCAGGAGUGAACAUAAUAUAUUGGUGAAAAAUUCAUUUUCCCUGGGCUAUUAUAUAUUUAAGCAUAUCUAAUUGGAUGUAUGUAGAAAUUCAAACAAUAAAUGCAAUCUCGAAU
Plodia interpunctella (Indianmeal moth) is the source of this 6299-nucleotide messenger RNA. RefSeq names its product virilizer (gene vir). The transcript is spliced from 9 exons. The record is from RefSeq and is a predicted model, not a curated record. Lineage: Eukaryota; Metazoa; Arthropoda; Insecta; Lepidoptera; Pyralidae. The coding region runs from base 132 to 6146 and encodes 2004 amino acids. Gene Ontology annotation, molecular function: RNA binding. Gene Ontology annotation, cellular component: RNA N6-methyladenosine methyltransferase complex.